Maylandia zebra (zebra mbuna) is the source of this 2984-nucleotide messenger RNA. Its product is annotated as N-acetyltransferase 8. Gene Ontology annotation, molecular function: N-acetyltransferase activity. NCBI's taxonomy places the organism in Eukaryota, Metazoa, Chordata, Actinopteri, Cichliformes, Cichlidae. The record is from RefSeq and is a predicted model, not a curated record.
CCCGCAGGUUGUUGGAAGGUUGUGAUUUCUGCAGGAUAAUGGCGUGGAUUAGGAAAACUUUCUGCAUGGUUGACUUUGUGUAACAUUUUUGUGUAACAGUAGAGGAUGUUUAACACUUUUACAGCUGUACUUUGAACCGAAUCAUCCCAUCGAAGUAUUACAUGGGCUUUGAGAGUCAAGCCUUUGUGCUGCUUUUGUGUUUUAUUAACCAGUCUAGAAGUUGAGCUGAUUCACGGUGUUGCUGCGCUUCUUCAUUGUUUCGUGUGAACUCUUCUCAUGAAGGAUCAACCUGUGCAAGUUCACUAACGUAAGGCAGAGUUACUUUCGUCAUGCAGCUGGUGAUCCGUCGGUACCGUCCUGCAGACAAGGACACAGUGCUCACCCUCUUCAGUACUGGCAUCUUGGAGCAUAUCCGUCCAUGUUUCUAUAACGCCAUGACCAGUCCCCUUUACCUCACCAUCACCUCGACUCUGUGUGUUGUUGGUUAUCUCCUUGGCUCUGUGUUUGGAGCUGUACUGUUCCCAGCAGCUUGGGUAGGUCUCAUCUACUACUGCUGUCAUGAAGUAUAUGCCACCGUCGUCAGGGUGAGACUUCGCAACGACAUGCAGGACAUCCCUGGGAAUUUCCUCAGCAGACCUGAUGACUGUUUCUGGGUGGCUGAGGCUGAGGUUGGAGCGAGAGCCCAGGUUGUUGGUAUGGUGGCUGUGGUAGCUAAACACAGUGGGACAGAAAAGUAUGGGGAAAUGUUCAGAAUGAUCAUUUUCCCACAGUAUAGACGGAUGGGCCUCGGCUUUAGGUUGACUCAGACCGCGGUUGACUUCUGUAAAGAACGGGGCUUCUCCAAGGUGGUGUUGCAGACUACCUCCACCCAAAUGGCAGCCGUGGUUCUGUACAGCAAAGUGGGGUUUAACCGUGUCCUGUCUAAUGUCAAAGGACUGGCAGCUCCCUGGAUCAUUUCACUGGCCAGGGUCACGAUUAUAAGGAUGGAAAAAUACUUGUAAAUCAAAAAUAACACUCAUCAGCAGUGUGUUGUUUUCACGCUUGGCUCCUCUUUAACAGUGGUUUAAUAUUUGGCAAUGGUUAGACUUGACUGUAACCAAAACGUUGUUCAGGUGUAACUUUGGAAAAAAAUGCCAAAUCUGUUAUAUACUUUAGGACAAAGCACUAUGAACAGAUCUGAAAGUAAGGAGCAAGAUGUUGUUACUAAAACCUGGUUUCCUCUUUAUAGAGUACUUUACAUAUUCUCUGACUACACCUUAAGCCCCCCAAAAAUUGUCUGUUAACAACAUAAGGCCAAUUAGCAGCUCCAGUCCUUUGAACCAAGAUUUAACAGUUAAUCCUUACAUUGUGUACUUUUCAGUGACGAUUAGAAUAACUUAAUGUAAUCAGAUGUACUGACCACUUUCAGCUGUAUUCAUUUAAAAAAGAAAGAAAGAAAUGUUUUAAAAUGUCAUUAACUGAGAUACAGAUAACAUAUUGUAAGCACAUGAUACAAAGAUACAUGUCGUAAUAAUAUUAAUAAUAAAACCAUUAACUUUUAAAAGGCAAACGUAGAGAAUUUAUAUGCAUCAGAGUGGACUUAAAAUUCUCAUUAAACUCUUCCAUUGUUUUACACCUUUUUUCCUUGAUGUAAUCAGAAUAACUGAGAUAUUUGCUUAUGAAAUGAAGACAUGAUUAUUAAGACUGAUAAUGUUGAAAAUUAAAUCACAAAUCUAAAUUCAGUAUGUUGUGCCCCAGCCUGUACUGUAGAUGUGAAUGUGAACAGCAGAGGACACUAUUGAUCUAAGUAACACUGAAGCUCUUUUGAUGAAAAUCAGUAUUUACUGAUAUUGUACUGUAUUUACUUCCUUUUAUACCAGAAAGUAUUAGGAGUUUAAAAUAUGUGUGCACCAACAACAGUGCUGGGAAGUAAAUACAGUACAUUUUCUAAUAUGUUUUGUGAACACAAGUUUUAUAUCUAGAAUAUGUUGUGAUAGACUGUGAUGCAGAAUAUGAAACAAUAACAGAUGACCUAGUGCACAACCUUUCAUGGGUAAUGGUAGCAGUUUGAAACUCACUGACUGCUGUAGCUGGUGUUCAUUACAACUUCCAACAUUUUAAAAAUUCUAUGUGGUUUGAUUUGUCAUUUUUCAGACCAGAAAGGAAAAACAUAGUAUCUCCUGCAGUUAGCAAAAGACCACAAGGACUCCUCCCAUUGUUUUUUGUGUUUUCCCAUGCUGUACUGAAAACUAAUUCCCCUCUAAGUGAAGCAAAAUAUGCAUUUUUCUAUGCUCAGGAGAUACUUUGUUGUUCGUGUAAACACACUUUUGAGUUGUCUGCCUAUUUUUCUAGUUUACCAUUAGGGGGUGCCAAAUAUUUGAAUCCUAAAUAGAGUAUCCUGGGCACGGUACAGUAAAAUUCAGUUUUACGUGGAUUUCCGGUUGAUAGUUUUUCUAAGAACUGAACAAAUUAUUUAAAUCAACACUGAUCAGUAUUGGCAGAAAAUUGUAGGAACUGUGCUGGAAAGACCAAUAUUUGUGUGUAUAGUAUUCUUCUAGUCAUUUUGUGUUUCAUUUCUGAGAGCACGCCAUAUGUCUCAGGUUACUGAACACCUGAAUGAUGAGGGGUUAAUAUGCCACUUUUCUGCAUGAUCUACAUCAGUCACAGAAAACAGGCUCCAGAUAUAAAAGGAAAGGAUAAAAACAGCCUUUGAUAUAUGUGUCACACAAAAGAUGAUUGUUAUGUAACAGACCAUCUUAUACAGAAUAAAAUAUUAUUUCAUUUAAAGAAAAUUCAGGUUCAUUUCAAUCAUACUUUCUUUGUGGCCUUUUGGUAACUUUACUGUCUUCACUUCUGCCACAAAUCAGCUGCCACGUGAACAUGCUCACUGCUGUCAAUAAAUUUUUUUCACAUGUGAUUACACACAGGUAUGAAGAUAAAAACAGAACCAGGUGUGCCUGGAUUAACUUUAAUUUACUGCUCUGCUGCCAGCUGAGGGGGUGAAC